AUGCUCUUGCACAAUCCAUCUGCCUUUUGGAAAUUUAUCAAAGAGUUAAAUCAAUAUACUACUAUUAAUAGUACAUUAAGAUUGGAUAAUGAGACAGCAGACUCUCCAACUUAUUCUGCCAAUCUAUUUUCUAAAUAUUUUUCAUCUGUGUUUAGCACCUUUCAGUCUUCUUUCUCAGAUUUCUCCAAAAAUAAUAACUACCCCUAUUACCUUCCUUAUAAUAAGUAUUUCACUAAUGACGAUGUCCUAACUGUCCUCUACUACUUAAAAAAUAACUUUUCUAACGUAUUUCUGGGCGGCUGCUCUUCAACUGCCGAGAUUCAAUUGUAUUUCCUUUAUUUAUGCUCUUUAGGUGCUCAGGCAUCAUCAAGAAAACUUGUUCAGUUGCACCUGUUUUAA
Molecule: messenger RNA, 399 nt
Organism: Macrosiphum euphorbiae (potato aphid)
Lineage: Eukaryota; Metazoa; Arthropoda; Insecta; Hemiptera; Aphididae
Source: the annotation of a GenBank genome assembly